Monomorium pharaonis (pharaoh ant) is the source of this 3481-nucleotide messenger RNA. Its product is annotated as ATP-dependent DNA helicase PIF1-like. Lineage: Eukaryota; Metazoa; Arthropoda; Insecta; Hymenoptera; Formicidae. Gene Ontology annotation, molecular function: DNA helicase activity. The record is from RefSeq and is a predicted model, not a curated record. The transcript has a single exon. Gene Ontology annotation, biological process: telomere maintenance; DNA repair. The coding region runs from base 1951 to 2850 and encodes 299 amino acids.
UAAUUAAUAGUAUCAUUAAAAUGUAAUUUAUAAUUACUUUGAUUCCCUUGAAUCCCAGUUAUUAACUACGACUAUAUUUGAUAUACAAAAAUCUAAAUCAAAACUUUAAUUACUUUAUAAUGCAAAUAAAGAUCUCAAUAAUAUUAUAUUAGUUUUUCUAAGCUUAAUUUUAUAACAUGAUAAAUUUAUUUUAAAAAAGGAAAAUCUUUUUUUGGAAAAUCUUCCUUAGAAAAAUAUUACUAAUUAUUGAUAGUAAACUUUUGAUGUUGAACAAAAUUUUAAGUAUAUUUUAUUAUGUUAAAUCUAUCACAUCGCACAUUAUAUAUGAUUAAUUUGAUAAAUAUAUCUUAUUCUUUUUAAUUAAAUAAUUUUUUUUAAUUAUUAUUAAUACUUAAUGCCAAAAGAAUACUUCAAUCCUGAAAAAAUUGCAAUUUGAAUAAAUAAAAAAUUCUCGUAAAUAUUAAAUUAAUAGUUUCAUUAAAAUGUAAUUUAUAAUUACUUUGAUUCCCUUAAAUCCCAGUUAAUACUAUAACUAACAAAAAAAAUUACAAAAUUGUAUACCAAUUAAUUUAUUAUUAAUAGACAUUAAAAAUAAUUAAGAUUUUAAUAUUUAUUCAUCAACUUUAUUCAUGUCAUAUAUUUAGCAUUUCAAGUUAAAUUCGAUAUAUAGUAUAUAAUCUAUCACAUCGCACAUUACAUAUGAUUAAUUUGAUAAAUAUAUCUUAUUCUAUUCAAUAAAAAAUUUUUUAAAAAUUAUUAUUAAUACUUAAUGCCUAAAGAAUAUUUCAAUCCUGAAAAAAUUGCAAUUUGAAUAAAUAAAAAAUUCUCGUAAAUAGACUUUUUUCUUGACCGCGUGUCUGUUUUUUGAUAGUUAUUUUCUAAUUAAACUUGUAUUUCCAAUCUUAUGACCGCGUUUUUGUUUUUUGAUAGUAACACAUUAUAUAUUUUAGCGCAACAAAACUAAAAUCAAAAAGAAAAAGAAGUUUUUUGAGAAAAUAGUCAAAGAAUUAAGAAUCAAGAAUUUAAAAUAAAUUUAGAGGAAAGACAUUACAUUGGACGCCAAAGGUUAGUAAAAACAAUAGUAAAAAUAUUAAUUUGUUUUAAUAUUAUUACUAUUCUAAAAAAACAGCAACAUUCUUGAUACAUCUAUCAGAAUUAUUUCAUUUACGUUUGUUAUUACUAACUAUUAAAGGUGCAAUAUGUUAUAAUGAUUUAAAAACUGUAAAUGGAGAAACUUAUCAAACAUUUUCAGAAACAUGUUUAGCUUUAGGCUUAAUUGAAGAUGAUGAUGAAUGGAUUCGUGCAAUGAAUGAAGCCGUAGGAUGGAUGAUGCCACGACAACUACGUAAAUUAUUUGUGAGAAUUUUAUUACAUUGUCAACCAUUACAUCCUGAAGAAAUAUGGAAUAAAUUUAAAGUUUCAAUGUUUGAAGAUUAUGUACGACAUUACGGUAAAAUACAAGGAGAAAAAAAACCUAUAAACAAAUUGGAGCAAUGCUUGUAGCGGAAGGAAAAAAUUUUUCAGAUUUUCCACAAAUGGAACAAAUAAUUGUAAAUAACGAAGACGAUGAUUAUGUUACAAUAGAAUAAGCAAUGGAAAUUGGCACAAGACAAUAUAAUCAAUUAAAUGAACAACAACAAAAAAUUGUUGAUUUAAUAUUAUACAGAAAGGAGAAUAACAAUCAUAAUAAUAAUUGUUUUUUUAUUGAUGAACCAGGUGGCUCAGGUAAAACAUAUGUAUACACAACAAUUUAUUACUUAGCAAAAAUACAAAAGAAACAGGUAUGUACUAUGGCAUUUACAGGAAUUGCUGCAACAUUACUUCCAGGAGGAAGAACAGUACAUAAAACUUUUGGAUUACCAGUACCAUUAUUUGCAGAUUCAACAUCAAUCAUUAAAAUUCAAUCUAAAGAAGCAAAAAAAUUAAAACAAAUAGACAUUUUUAUAUGGGAUGAAGCACCAAUGGCACCACGAUACACUAGAUAUUAUGGAUCGAACAUUACAAGAUAUUAUGGAAAAUAAUUUGCCAUUUGGAGGAAAAAUUGUCAUAUUGGGCGGAGAUUUUAGACAACUACUUCCAAUUAAAGUACGAGGCACUCGAAGUGAAAUUAUAAAUCUUUCAAUUAAAUUUAGUUUAUGCUGGAAAUAUUUUUUAAAAUUAAAUUUAACUCAAAAUAUGCGAGUACUUCAUGAAGAAAUAGAAUUUACAAAAUUUUUAGUAGACUUAGGAGAUGGGAAAUUAAAUGAUAUAAAUGAUAAUAUACAAAUUCCAGAAUGUUGCAUAGCAUCGCCUAAUGCAAAUAUUGUGACAGAUAUAUAUGGCGAAUUAAUUCAAAAAAAGGAAUUUAAUAAAGUAGCUAAAUGUGCAAUACUUUCAGGGAGAAAUAAAGAUGUAGAUGAAAUAAAUAAACAAGUUGUCGAAUUAUUAAAUAUAACGGAAGAACGAAUUUAUACAAGUGUAGAUAUUGCUGAAAACAAUAGAGAUAAUGGUGAUAUCGGCGAAUCAUUACUACCAGAAUAUUUAAAUAGUUUAUCACCACCAUCUCUACCACCACAUGAAUUACGUUUAAGACCAAAUAGCAUUGUAAUGUUAAUACGUAAUUUAAAUAUCAAUGAAGGACUAUGCAAUGGAACUAGAUUAAUGAUUAUAGAGUUAGCAAAUCACUUAUUAAAAUGUAAAAUUUUAACAGGUGAUAAAGCUGGAGAAAUUGUUUUCAUAAAUCGAAUAACAUUAUAUUGCGAAAAUGUAUAUCCUUUUACUUUUAAAAGAAGACAAUUUCCAAUUAAAAUAGCUUUUGCAAUGACGAUUAAUAAAGCACAGGGACAAACGUUUGAUAAAAUAGUGUUGUGAGUGCAUCACACUCACAUACGGCUUAAUGCAAGCGAUAGUAGGUGUCAGAUGACACCUCGCGCGCGGACAUCGCCCGGCCUACAUACCGGGCGUCGCACCGGGAAAUACACCCGGUUGCCUAAGACUCAACACCCAAAAUCAUCUGAUUUUGGGGUAGAAUUCGCAUAGCCAGCAAUUGCUGGCUAAGCACAUACACUGUCUAAAGGCCAGUGACCGCGGAAGUACCUUCCGCGGUCAUACGCCCAAAACCGGUGUAUAAAUACGCCGGUGGACAGACAACGAGCGGGCUUUGCUACACCGUAUACAGCGACGCACGUAUGUCGCUGACUCUGUAAUACUCGUUACGGUUUAUUAUAUAUAAGUGUUAUCAAGUGUAACCCAGACGGUAAAUAUAUAUUGUGAUCAUACAACUGGCUACUAUCUCUCCAAGACCCGACCCGAGGAGCAUCGGCAGACGAUCCCUAUUACCUGUGACCCUUUAUCUAAGAAGGGCCACAACAAUAGGAAUAGAUCUACGUAAAGAUGUAUUCAAUCAUGGACAACUAUAUGUAGCAUUAUCCCGAGUAAGAUCAAGGCAAGCAAUAAAAAUUUAUUUGGGAGAACAACGAAAUAACAGAAAAGUAAAAAAUUA